Molecule: messenger RNA, 14289 nt
Organism: Pelobates cultripes (western spadefoot toad)
Lineage: Eukaryota; Metazoa; Chordata; Amphibia; Anura; Pelobatidae
Source: the annotation of a GenBank genome assembly
AUGGAAAGUACCGAGUAUCUCCCCCGCCCCUAACCCUGUAUAAAGGUCAUGUUUACUGUCUGAACACGUUAUCAGCUGAUGUUAUAAAUACACUUGGUCAGUAACAAACACAACCAGCUCCAGGGGAUCGAACAGGGGGAGAUAGAGGCAGAAUCAGAGAGAACGUCGGGUCACGUGACAGUUUAAAGGUCCCGGGGCUGUCACAGAUCACGUGACUGACUGGAAAGGUCUCAGUCCAAGUGCUUCCCGGUGACAGGGCUGAGAGCUCCCGGGGGCCCCUAGCUGAGAGACCGACGCUAUGAGUUUCCGGUGGCCCUAAGCUGUGAGAUCCGGGGGCCCCAGCCCAUGGAGUGUGAGCGGAUGGACAGCCUGGAGGGCUGGGUGGCCGUGCGCCCCAAUGCCUUCGAGGAGGCCGAGCCGUACAAGCUGGGGUUCAUCGUGGCCUGGAACCACGUGGAGAGCAAGUUCGCCGUCACCUGUCACAACCGGACCGUGCAGCGCCAGCGGGGGCGGCGGGAGCCGGGCGGGGAGCAGAGCAGCUGGGCCGGACUGUACUCGGUGGAGGACCUGCAGCACAUCCACCGGCAGCUGAGCUCGGUGUGCAGCCAGCUGGAGCCCUGCUUCCCCGGCCUGCCCUCCCCGGACCCCCCGGACAGCCUGUGGACGCUGCUCUUCCCCGGGGCCCCGUCCUGGCAUGGCUCCCGGGAGGAGCUGGACGGGGUGUGCCGGACCCUGGAGCGCUACCUGGGCACCGCCAUCGAGCAGUGCGGCCGCAGGAUCGUGCUGGAGCUGCUCUUCCCGGACCACGAGGAGGACUGCGAGCGAUACUUCGAGAACAUGCACGAGUUCCGCAAGAAGAGCCUGGAGGAGCAAGUGACCCGGGCCAAGGAGGAGCUGCGCACGGUGCGGAGCACACAGGGGCCACAGCAUGUGCCAGGGCACAACUACAGCUCCCAGCAUGCUUUGCUACUCUGAGGGGCAGUAGCUGUACCCCAGUUACCCCUGGGAUAGGUAUAGCAUGUUGACACUCCUGCUGGGGACUGCAACUCAUGUGAUGAUCAGCCAGCAACAUGGCUCUCUUGAGCAUUGUAGUAGUUAUAGUGCUUCACAGCAUGAGUGUCAAAAUGAAAUAUCAAAUCUUUUACCAAGUACUGAUUAUUGUUUAAAGUCUGAUUGUUAAAAUUAACCUUAAAGGGAGAGAUCUGCUGUUUUGUGUAGAAUGUUCAGAAAAUCCACAUGUAGCACAGACGGACAGAGUACUGCUCCUUUUUAGUAAAGGGAUGCUUCUAAUCUUAAAGAUGGGAUUGACAGCUUAGUUUAUUCAGCUCUUCGGUGUAGCUUCCUGUCCUAAAGAAAUAGAAAUAUGUUCUUUGCCCCUACCACUCACACCAUGUCAGUAAAAAAAGUCUAAUUUAAUAAAUAUCUAGAACCUACUAUGUUGACAUGUGAGCUGUAAAAGCUGUAUUUUCCACGGAAUGUGAACAUGAGUGAAGUUGCAAUAUAUUGUCUGUUUCUAAGAAACUAACUUCCUGAUUGUAAUCCGUUUUACUUUCAAUAUUUACAACCAAACCGGUGUGUGUGUUUAUUUUUUUUUUUUUAUCCAUUUAGUUUGCUAGUAGACAUUGCAUACAAAGUAAUACAUGUAGAAAUCAUACAGAUGACCAAAAAACUCCCCUUUGAAAUCCCUCUACUUGUGGCACAGCCCUUUGAACUCCCACAGAAUCAGGAAGUGGGUCACUAAUGAUGAACUGUUAAAAGAGCGAUUUAAGCAUUGCCACUACAGCUUGGUGUUGUAGAUCUGGGGGGAAAGCUGAUAUGGGCACAGGAUCAACUCUUAAAUGGAUUUCCAUGAAGUGGUGCUUCUGUUGUGAGUAUAACAGACCAUGGAAUGGGGCGCGGGGUUAUCUAUUAACGUGAACCUGAUCAGACAGGUUCACUUUACGAUUAAGUGAUUUUGGUGCUCAGUGUAACAUUAAAGAGGAACUGUCACACUAUUCCAAAUCCUUAAAUGAAUCCAUGAUGUUCAUCAUUUGAGAUUCGUUCAAUCCGCCUUUUCAAACCCAUCUCUGCUAACUCUGCUGUUAUCUAUCGUCCCACUGGUUACCAACUUCUCUUCCUUGACCACUUUGCUGCCUGGAUUCCUUACUUCCUCUCCGCUAACAUUCCAUCUGUAAUUCUCAGAGACUUCAACAUUCCCAUUAACCCACCCAUGUCCCCAGCAGCCUCAAAACUACUUUGUAUUACCUCCUCCGUUGGGCAAUCACAGUGGGCUAAUUCCCCCACCCAUGUAGAUGGCAAUACUCUAGACCUUAUUUUCACUCAUGAAUGUACAGUCUCUCAACAUCUGCAACACUCAAUUUCCUCUCUCAAAUAAUAAUCUCCCAUCAUUUGCUCUCAAUAGCCCACUCCCCCAAAAACCUUAGCCUAACCCACCUCAGAAGGAAUCUGAGUUCUAUAAACCUGCAGCAGCUGCCAGCUGAUAUUGAUUACCAACUAUUAUCCAUUCCUGCUUACUCAUGUCCCUCACUGGCUAUCUCCUCAUAUAACACUCUACCCUUGCUGCAUCCCCUCUCCAAAUACGUACCUCGAGGAGGAUACACCCCCCAACCGUGGCACACUAAAUCAACACGCUACCUGCAGAGAUGUUCCCGUUCUGCUGAACGCUGCUGGAGGAAGGCUCACACAGAGUCAGACUUUCUACACUACAAAUUCAUCUUGCAUUCAUACAGCAAAGCCCUUACCCUUGCCAAACAGUCAUACCUUUCUUCUCUUAUUAGCUCAUGCUCUCGCAAUCCCAGGCGUCUUUGAUACCUUUUAACCCUCUACUUUGCCCUGCUACGGCCACGACCCAAACCAAUCUUACAGCUGAUAGUUUUGCAUGCUACUUUACUGACAAGAUUGAACAGCUAAGGAAAGAAUUCUCACCACCAUGCCCCUCACUUUCUCAACCACAACUGAUCAUGCCCCUCCAACCCUUCUGACCUUCUCCCAGGCUACUGAACAAGAGGUGGCUGCGCUUAUCCGUUGUGCUUGCCCCAACACUUGAUCCUGUCCCGUCUCUCCUUAUCAGAUCUCUCUCCUCUUGUCUUGUGCCCUCCUUAACACACAUCUUCAACUGCUCUCUUUAUUCUGGCACUGUCCCUGCUGUCCUUAAGCAUGCUACUGUAGUACCCAUCUUAAAAAAAAUUCUUGACCCAUCCUCCCUUUCUAACUAUAGUCUUAUAUCCCUGCUUCCUUUUUCCUCAAAGCUUCAUGAAAGACCAGUCUUUACCCGUCUGGCCUGCUUCCUCAACUCCAACUCUCUCCUUGACCCUCGUCAGUCCGGCUUCCACCCCCUCCACUCUGAGACUGCCCUUAUUAAAGUCACUAACGACAUUAUCACAGCUAAAUCCAAAGGCCACUACUCCAUAUUAAUUCUUCUUGACCUCUCUGCUGCCUUUGACACUGUUGACCAUGUUCUCCUUCUCCAAACUCUUCAAUCACUCGGUGUCUGUGACUCUGUCCUCUCGUGGUUUUCAUCCUAUCUCACCCAAAGCUUAUUCAGUGUCUCCUUUUUUUAAUGACACCGCCACCAUUCGUCCUGUCUCAGUUGGAGUCCCCUAAGGCUCUGUCCUUGGUCCCCUUCUAUUUUCUCUUUAUACUGCCUCUCUUGGCAAACUUAGUACCUGUACGCUGACCCAGAUAUAUCUCUCCUCCCCGGACCACUCCCCUGAUGUCCUGCAAUGUGUCACCUAUUGCCUUUCUUCUAUCUCUGAUUGCAUGUCUUCACACUUUCUGAAACUCAAUCUUUCCAAAACAGAUCAUCUUGUUUUUCCUCCUCCUCUCACUCUCCCUUCAGAUUGGUGGUACCCAUAUCAGCCCAUCCUUACAAGCAUGUUGUCUUGGUGUUACUUUUCAAUUCUGGUCUCACCUUUGAGCCUCAAAUCCGGUCUGUUGUCAAAUCAUGCUAAUGCCACCUUAAAAACAUUGCCUACAUCCACCCCUUUCUUACUCAAGAUGCUACUAAAGAGCUUGUCCAUGCUCUAGUAAUCUCUCACAUGGACUAUUAUAACUCUCUCCAAUAGCCGUAUUGCCCCGCUACAGUCUGUAAUGAAUGCUACUGCCAGACUGAUUUUCCUCUCUAGUCGGUUCUCUCACACCUCACCCCUCUGUCAGUCCUUUGAUUGGCUUCCUGUAUCCAAUAGGAGUCAAUUUGAAGUGCUAACCCAUACCCAUAAAGCACUGAGCAAUUCUAACCCCUCCAUCUCCUCACAGAUCCAUAGGUAUGCCCCUUCUCGGUCUCUCCGCUCUGUCCGUGACCACCUCCUGUCUGCUGCUCGCACCCGUAUGGCCAACGCGUGCUUGCAGGACUUCUCGCAGACGGCUUCCUUCCAAUGGAAUAACCUGCCUACCGCCAUCAGACUAUCCCCUAGUCUUCAGUCCUUUUAGAAGUGCCUUAGGUUUGUGUGCGAGAGCACCGAUUGGCUUCAUCCAAUGUUCUCGUACAGCAGCACAUGUAAGAUAGUCUUCAAAGUAAAAACCAUUAUACCACAAGUAUUUGUAUUUUUAAUUUAUAUGGUCCAGUCUGAAUUUUCCCUUAUCAGCUCCAGCCUGUAUUUUUCCUUUAAGUUGUUUCCUAUAAUAUUAAUGUCUAUAUUGAGACUUUCUUGCAAUUAUGGUGCUUCCCCUUGGACAUGAAUCUAGUCCUCUUUGGACAUCAUUAGUGCAAGUGCUAGGGAGAGAUGAUUCGUAUCAACAAAUGCUUUAAUUGCGUCAUUCUCAACCAGAAAUAUGCAGGGGUGUUGCUAGGUGACCAAAAGACCUGCAGUGUCAGCCCAAGAGUAAAUUUUACAGCCUCUCCCCAAAUCCCACUGUGCUCUAUGUCCAAUUCUAACAUGUUUUAUGAGUCCUGAUAAGGCUCUGUCUCUGUUAUUUACUCAAGUGAGAACUUCCGGGGAAUUCAAAGUGAAUUAUAAAUGGCCAAAAUAGCCAAACUAAACACCAUAUUUACUAUGAUAAUUUUUCGAUAUCUGCUAUAAUGGCCUAUAUUGUUUAAUUUCGAAUUCCCAGCAAAUUGCACUUUUAGUGAAUAACCCUGUAGAUCUUUGUAUUAUUUCCUAAACCAUUAUUGAUAACUUCACGCCUGCUAUAUUAACCCAGUCUUGCAGCAUUAAACCUGCACCAGUACCCCCCAUAAUGUACGGUAUAAUAAAGUCCAGAUAUGGAACAUUAAAGUGGCACUGCCACAAAUUAGAUCAUUGGCGGUGUUAUUUCUCUCUAAAAAUUACAGAGGAAUGAACAGUAAAAAGCUGCUAAAAUCAUACUUUUUCAGAACUCCAGCCUGGGUCAUCUCACCCACCCCCUAGCAACACAACUGAGCUAUUACAUUGUACAUAUGGCUGUCUUGACACAGCGGCUGUCUACAUACAAUAUGUGACAGUGCACACUUGUGGUAUUCUAGAGAGAGUAAUGAUCAUCUUUGUUGCCUGUUAAUACAUCUUAGGUCAUUUUAGCAGAUCCCCAUCAAUAUGUUUUGUUUUUAUAUUAGAAGUUUGUUAAAAAAUAUACGGUUGAAACAUCCCAUCUAAACUUUCUUUAGAGCUUCCCAUGAUAUAAUAAUUCCAUGUUGUGUGGAUACUAAGAUCAGUGUGUUCUUUACUGAUGCAAAUUAAUAGACACCAGACAGGUAUAUGUACUAAAAUGUGCAUUGCUUGGAAAUUAAAGAGAAUUUUAAAAUGUAUGCGAAAAAUCAGUCAAGGCUGACUUGGAUAAUUUUUCCAAUUGAGCUAUUUUGGUUGAAAUUAGAAAUGUAAUUUUAAUUUCAGAAGUAUACUCUUCAGUGAAUAUACAACUCUGCGGAUGUUGUAAAUUACUGUAGCAGCACCAUAUUCCAUAUCUGGGUAACUGGCAAAAAAGCUGAUGUAGUAAGUAAUAUUUGUGAAUGGUACGCAGUAUUUAAGAGUAUAAAUAAUAGUGAUGCAUUAUGCUGGACAAGAAUGACUGUGGUGAAAUCUAUUUAUAUACUUGCUUUCCCUCCUCUUAGAUUCUUCAUCAGCACUUAAAGUCAGACAAAAUGAUGUCUUUGCUCAAACUUUAUGAAGCAGAAGAUGAGGCGUUUAUGGAAUUAGUUACCGUGGCAACCCAAUUCUACCAAUAUCAACUGCAGCCUUUCAGGGAUAUGCGAGAGCUGGCUAUAUUAUACAAGCUGGAAAUCCUGGUAGGGAAUUAUUUCCUUUUAUCUGUUAUUAUUACGCUUUUCUAUUGGAAAUCCGUGUGGGUUUUUGUUUACAGAGCAGUUUGAACCAAUUAUAGUCAGAAUGAUUUAUUAACUCUGGCUUGCUUUUGUUUAGUGCCUGAUCUACUAUGCAAGCCAGGCCUUCCUUUUCUCAUCUUUGGUGUGUUUGUGCAAAAUCUAAAAUUCUUUCAGCCUUGACAAGUGUUCUUUCAGACUGGUGUGCAAUCAAUUUCUUUAUUCCCCCACUCUCUUAAUAGAAGGUAUCACUUUUAUUGUGACUAACCAGUAGUCAGUAUUGUCAGUGGAUAAUGUAGCGUACUAGCAAACAGUUAAAGGUAGGUGUGAAAUGCCGCAGUAGUAAAUUGAAUUGCACAGCCCAGGAGCCCUGCCAUCUCAGUAUGUACAUAUUGUUUCAUUUUAUCCCCAUGCUUGUGUAGCUAUACAUAGUGUUUUUUCAGUGACCUGUUCUGUGUGCUCAAGGACAUAUAUGAACACACUGAUUUGUUGUAUUUACAUGCCCUGCAAAACAUGUUCCGUCUAUGCAAGCGAGGGGUCAGUAUGUAAACAUGGUUUAUAUUCUGUGCAUUUGUAACUUUUGUUUCCUAGAAAUCCCUGGAAAUGGAUGAUUUGGGACCUAAAAGAAUUGAAGCUCUGCAGAAAGAGGCAGAUAAGUGGAAUGCAAGAGCAGAGGAAGCUGUGUGCUCCAUACAGACUGUGACUGUCAGCUACUUCAAAGAGACUUCAAAAGCCCUGGCAGGUAGGCCGAUUUGAGGGGUUUCUGACGUUUUGUUUAAUUUAUUAUUGUUUUGGAUUUUUUUCCAUCUAGUGAAGCUGCAAACGAUGUGGUAUGAAUUUGAAUGGGAUUUUUAUAGUUGUAUUAUAUAUGUAUUUUAUCCCACUUCGUAGGAUAAAAAAAUAUUUUAUUUUUUUACUUCAACCGUUUGUUAGAUGGGCCCCCUGGGGAGGAAAAAAGUGUUGUUUUUUUUGUUUUGUUUUUUUCUGUCACACUUUUGGGGGGUUAUGCAAAAGCUAGCUUGUAUUAUAUGCUCAAUUAAUUUCUGCAGCUACUGUAUACCCUCACCUUUGUGCGCAGGACAGACAAUCCCAUCUAUCGAAGACAUUGUCCGAUCUGAGAAAAAAAACAAAAACUGACCAAUCAUACACUUCCCGAUGAGCUUUAUUACAGCCUAUUGAUAAGUGUAUGAAUAGCAAACACUGAGAUCACGGCAGCACCUCAAAUCCAUUUUGAAUUAUUGUUCCAAGUAAGCAAAGCAGGAAACUCUUUAGGCUAUCAGACAGCCGGGAAUGUUUAACAAAGGUGUUUUAUAAAACUGCACAUUUCUCCUCCAAUCAACCUUUUUAUAAAAUGAGCUUGCAGGGACAGACUAUUUAAUACUAUAACCCUCCAGGAAGCAGAUGUGCUUGGAGUGUUUCAAAAUCUUCUCCAUCACACUCACACCCAUUUUCCUUGUGAGCCUUUCUGUUUUAGCAAGUCAAAGCCAGACAGACAUUCCCAGUUAAGGCAAAUAGAUUUAGUAAAUUAUCAUUUUGGUAAGUCCUUUCAAAAACUCUUUGCUGUGCCCAGCAGUUUAGCAUUAAAUUGGAUCUUUUUAUUCCGGCUUCUAGACAACAAAGAAGCCUUUUGUGUUCCAUAUAUGGAGUGCUUUACAGUAUCCGUGAUUGUUUUACUUUUUUUUUUAUAUAUAUAUAUAUAUCCUUAAUAGCCAUGCACAAACAAAUGGAGCUGGAUGCUAAGAGGUUUGGCCAAACCACGUGGGCCUCUGCUGUGCCGAGGCUGGAGAGGCUAAAAUCCAUUUUGGCAAAGGAAACACUCCAACAUAUGAGAUCAAAGGAGCUCUGUCUGAACCAGAAGAGGGCAGAGAUCAAGAAAAAGGUAAAACACAUUAUAUAAGAUGAAGAAAUAGGCUGCACUGCUCAAAAACACAUUUCAUUUUUUUACAUCUUUUACAUGAUGCGUAGAUGGAGUAAACUCUGAAAACUGUGAACUAUAAAGUUUUGACUCCGUUAAAGGAGAAGCAUAAUUUCCCUGGAUUUUUAAGAUCCACAUUCAUAAACUGCUACAAGUCACUACCUGGUCCCUAAAGUAAUUUUAUAGUAGUAUCGCAUGCUCUACUUAUUUUGCAUUUUAGCUCUAUACAGCCGUGCAGUGGUUAAAUGAGUAGGACAUUCAUUAUUGAUCUAGAAGGCGGUUUUGUUAUGAGGUAUAUUUGUAUCACUUAUUUUGCGUAUUUAUAUGGCGCCAGCAUGUUCCGCAGCACUUUGCAAUGAUAGAAUGUGGAUAUUUGUCAACAAGUAAUUGAAAUAUCAGAGGUGAAGAAGACCCUGCUCUAAAAAGCUUACAUUUGUCACGGCACAGAGGCGUGUUCCUAUGUGCUCGGUAUAUUUAACCCAAGAUGCUGCCUCCAUCCUUCCUCCAUGUGAGCUCUCCUCCUACUGUCGUCUUGUCCAAUGCCGGCAGCUGCAUAUCAGAGCCUUUUUAUGGCCAGGUUGACGCAUGGACAUCCGUGCGCCAUUCCAUCAAUGGCACACAUGUCAUAAGGGUCACAUGAACCAAUAUCUGCCAACUUAAAGCUGUACGUACCCACACUAGCUGUUAUACUGUGCCAUGUCAUGGUUUCCUUUUACUGAUUAUUAGAGAGUGUGUUUUCUAAAGUUUAUUUAUCUGACCCCAACAUAUAUUGACCAUUUGUUACUCUCUGAUCUUUGUCCAUCUUUUACUAUUCUAUAUAGCUUUAAGAUAACAAAAAAUAAAGUAUAUAAAGGCGGCUCAAUUCCCUCUUAAAAUAUAAUAUCAAUUUAAUAAGCAGCUUAUCACUUCCAAGUGUUUCUCCUAACACCAAUUAAAGAAACAAAAACAAAUGUAAAAUGUAGUAUAACGCUUCAAUAAAAAAAACAAUAUUUAAACACUUUGUGUACAUAAAGUUGCACCUUAAUUAUAAAGUGCUUGUGUAUAGUCAGAAAUUAAUAUUAUCAUCAAUAUUGGUAUUUAUAUAGUGCCAGCUUAUUCCGCAGCGCUUUACAAUAAAAGGGGAAUUUACCAAAUAAGACAAUAACAAAAUGUAACAGGAACAAUAGGUAGUUGGGGACCCUGCUCAAACGAGCUUAAAUUUGUGGGAAUACACAAGCUCCUCAUAAUUGAGGUGUAAAUGUAUGUACACAAAAUGUUUAAAUAUUGAUUUUGAAUUGCUACACUACAUCUUAAAUCGUGCUAUUUUAUAUAGCAUUAAAUCUGACCAUUCCAAGGCCUGGUAAUAUGCUUUUAGUAUCCUGUAAGUUGUUCAUUUGAGUACUGCGUGUUGGGUCUAAGUCAAUCUGGACAACAAUCUGAUCCUUAGAAGGUUAGUUGAUCUUUGUUUGUGAUUUUUAAAAAAAUUUAAAUGUAGGAAUCCUGCUGAAUGUCAACACCGACAUCUUAUCUGUCAAUCACUACCCCCUCUGACAUGCUGUCGUAGAUUGUAAGCUUGUAAGCGCAAGCCCUUCUUCAAUUCUUGUUGUGAUGUCAUUUGUUAAAACCUUCAUAUACAUUUAAAAGAAAGGUCCAGCAUUACAUGGGAUAAAAAUGAAUUAUAUGAUAUUAUUAGUGUUUUGUUGGCACACUUCCCAUAGAAAUUAUGGUUCCCCGUUAAUACAACUUUUGGAUAAAGUGUGUCUACUUCAAAAUAUAUUGCUUUUAUUAAUGUAGCUUGCAGAAAUCUUCUUUUGUUUUGAGAUAACACUAUUGCAAUAAUGUUCUAAUAAUCCAUAGGUUUUCCAGUUAGUGUUUAUUUAUAUAGCAUUAAACAUCUUCUGCACUACUUAUACCCAGAGAUAAGUAGUAUUGUAGUGUUUUGUUUCCCCCCCAUGUAUAUUUUAAAGUAUUGCAUGCUUGAAUCUACAGAUGGGAAACCUCAUUGAAAUGGAGGAUGCCAUGGUGAUGGUUGAUGAGCUGGAGUUACGCUUCUAUGAAACGCAGUUAGAGCUCUAUCAUGUUCAGUUUGAGAUCCUCAAAUAUGAAGAGAUGUUACUUGUGGCAGAGCUGAACUCGCUGAGGAGACAAAUGAAAGGUGAGAUUGGUUCAUUCACACUGAGCUGUGCGAUGUAUAACCACAUGCUUGGAAAAAACAAAACAACCAGCCUUGAUGGUUACUAUGCAUGUUUAUUAAUUCUAUGUAGAAAGACCAUGCCAUUGUCCUGGUGUCCUUUCCUCUUUCUUACAUGGUGUUUGCUUGUUGAAAGAUAAGUCAUUGGUAAUAAAACACUAGCUGAAGACCGGUAGGAAGAAUUAUGUUUCUUUAGCUAAUGACAAGGUACUCUCUGUUCUGUAGAUCAGUGACAUUUGACUUGUAACUCUUCCGUUGUUGUGGAACAGCACCUAGUCUGAUGCGUGGCCUUAGACACACUCCUAUAGCUUCUCAAUUGACCUCCAAGCUUGAUCAGUUUUGUCAUUGCAGGAGCUGCUCAGUUAGUGUGCGCACACAACACAUUGCCCUGCCCCUCUGGUCAGCUAGUGCUGUGUGUGUUCUCGGAGCACAAUCUAGAUGUCACUGUAUAGCAUCACUGGGUAGGCGUGUGAAACUGGACUAUGGUGCUUGGAGGGUCCUUUCUAAUAUUAAUAUUACCAUCUUCAAUACAGAAUUCCAUAUUGUAUAUUGUUUCAGAAAAGCAAGAAGAGGUUAUUUAUUAUGAUACUUGUGAAGACCCACAAGAGCUACAGGUUUAUGACCAGUCGCAGAACAAUCUCUCGUCCAUGACACUCAAGAGAAAGGCCCAGCAACUCGAAACCAAACGAGGAAAUAUCUGUGCAAGGCGAGCGCUUCUGAGGAACAAAAAAGUAUGUCCCUGUUUUCCAUUUAGCCUUCACGAAUUUCUAUUUAAUGCCAUUUCAACAGUGAUUUCAAGUGUCUAUUGGUGUGCUAGACUGAUAAUCUUCCAACAGAUCUUGCUUGUCGUUCUGAAGAAUAGCAAUUAAGUUUACACACUUUUUUUUUUUUUUUUUUUACAAACUCAUAUUUAUGAUGGGAAUGUGACAUUUUGUCUGCGUGAACUGAUUUAAAUACUACAAAAAGCAAUAAAGCCUAAAAUAAUAAAAUGACAGUGAUCUCAUCCAAGACAAUGUUUUUGAUAGAAAUGUCAGAUUUUUAUUUUGAAAAUUUGUCAGGAUCUGCAGCUUUUUCAAUUUGAAAUCUUCCAUGAGCAGCUAAGAGAGUUGGUGUUACGGGACGAUUUUUGUUUACUGAAUGUUACAUAGUAAUCAAGGUUUAAAAAAAAAGGCCACCGAGUUUGAUCUUUGAAGCAGGACAUAGUGUAUUUUCAAAAUAAUAGAAAAUAAUAGAUUGUGUUUUUAAAAUAAUCCACUUUUGCAAUUUAAAAAAAAAUAAAUUGUUUAAAACUAUUUUCUGAGCACAUUUGCUACAGUUUAAAGACAUUAUUGUGAGUUUUAUUUCUGUUGAGCUUGUUGUAAGCUGUUUAACAACUGACUUAUUGAUAUGGAGCUCUCUGAUAAACUGCUAUAAAUUCAUACAUUGCUACUGUAGGAUCUCUGUGAUACAAACACAUAAGUGCUUCCUCACUAUCUUUUUUAUUUUUAUUUAUUUUUUUAAAAAAUUUUUGCCUUGAUGCUCUGAUGCAAAGCCAUACCAAACAAUCUGAACUCCUUUAAUCCCUUAAGGACACAUGACAUGUGUGACAUGUCAUGAUUCCCUUUUAUUCCAGAAGUUUGGUCCUUAAGGGGUUAAAGAAAAUGACUAUGGUAGAAAAUAGGAAGGAAGAAUUUGAAAGUCUAAGUAUUAAAAUGAAAGACAUACUCAAAUGCGACAUGUCCUUUAAGCUUCCUACCUAACCCGUUUUUCUCCUUACAUGAAAGUGACAUUCUGGGUUAGGAGAUAUUGCUUAUCUAUUGCAUUCCAAUAGUGGUAAACCAGACUAUUGUGUUUUUAAAAAAUAAUAAUGACUAAAAAAAAUACAGUGUAAUCCUGAAUGUUUCUCUUUUUAUUAAAGAGGAAUCAAAUAAACAUUGUUGCAGUACAUCACUUUAUUAUGUUUUGUUUAAAGGACCAGUGUGUGGAAACGCAGGAGCUGAAAGCAAAGCAGUUCGAAGAAUCGCAGAAGCGCCAUUUUCAGCAUCAUUCUAUACAGAUGGUGGGUACCACGAGGAAUAAUAUUUCACUUUGUCUUAUGACUGCCCCAGUACUUCUGUACAGUUGUCUAAACCAUUCAAAGCCUGUGUGGGAGCCUUUAUAACAGGUGUUCAUUUCUCAAUAGAAACGAGACCAGAAGAAAGAAGAAACAAAAAAGAAUAAAGAAUGGUUGGAUCAGGAGCGUCAGAAGACUUUACAGCGUUUAAAAUCCUUUAAAGAUGUGAGUGUUAAAGCCCAUGCAUUGAAGCUGUUUGUGCCUGAUCCAUUGAGAAUUAAACGUUUUCAUUGUGAAUGAAUGAGUUCACAGGGAGGAGGGGGUGAGAUGAUUGAUUUGAGUAAUACAUCUGACUGUAACAUUUUUCUUUCUUGUAGAGAAAUGACUCACAGUCUGUAUUAAAGACAUCUCAUAUACAAUCCCGUUUUACUUGUAAAUCACAAGGAAUAAAUAAAGCCAUAAAGCAGCCACGUGACCCACCAGAUAUAGCGGUGCAAAUUUUUGUUGCAAAGACUGGACCUGAACCUGGAUUUACGAGCAAUGAAAACUGUAAACCAGAACUGCACUUUCCUCCACCCCCAAUACUGCCACCUCCACCGCCCCCACCUCCACCGCCCCCACCACCUCCUCUCCCUGCCCUUCCCUUGCUACAUAAUGUUCCACAGACCUCUAACCCAUGGCACAACAAACCUCAAAUGUUAAGUGACAAAGCUGAACAUGACGUGUCUUCAAUAACACACAAAAUGCCUGUGAACCAAUAUUCAGGUAAGAUAUGCUACAUUAUAGCCAUAAUACAAACUUCUGUUGCUCUUUCCUGAAACGUAUUCUGCGAGAAAGCAUCUUUGAAAGAUUUUUCACCAUUCUGUUUAUCGUUUGUUAUUUUUGGCACUAGGCAGUGUCCCUAAGUUGGUGGUAUGUCUAAUCACCUCAUUCAUAACCUCUCCCUGUUUUGGAACAUGCCAAUUGCUCUGAUUUAACCUGGUAGCAGAGUGCAGAUAAUUAACUUAGCCAGUUUCUCAUAAAGCAGAUUAAAUUACCUCACCCGUUCUCUGCAGCUAAUGUAAGGGCAAAUUAUUUUUUAAAAAUGGCUUAUUUGCCCUUUCAGCUAUCCGUUGGCUAUUUGCAUUCCUGUACAGUUGUAUUUUUAUGUUUUAGUUACGGACAGGGUGAUCCAAACCUCUUGAAAUCUAGAUAUUGUCGCAUUCUUUUUACUUCUACAAUUUUUCCCCCAUAAUGUAUUGAAUUAUCCCUAUUUUGAGUAAGGGAUAUAUAUGUUCAAUAAGCUAGUUAUGCAUGUUUUUCUAGGUUCAAUGGAAGAGGUAUUGGCUUCACUGAAACGGGGUGAAAAUAAUCUUCGUAGGGUGGAACAGCCAUUGCCAUCUAUGAGUGAUGCUCGAGACAACAUCCUGAGUGCUAUUCGACAAGGAGUCAAACUUAAGAAAGUUCAAAGAGACAAAACUGACAAGGAGCCGGCGAAUGAACUUGAAAAGAGCAUUAAGGCUGCCAUGUUGAGAAUGAAAAAGGUGUCCGCAGACUCGGAUGAUGAAGAAAAAGAAUAUGUUAGCGGCGAAUGGGAUACUUAAUGGGUCAUCCAAUGAACUACUGAUAAUCAUAUUCAACCUCAUCCCCACCAUGUCAACCUGCUACUUUCAAUUAAAUGUCACCGCUCUGUUGUGAUGCAGCUUAAAUGGACUGCUCAUUAUAUAUUUUUAUGUAUUUUAGAGCAUAUCGAAUUACAUUUAAAUUUUUUUUAUUUUUUUUAGGUAACUUUUACAUUUCUGGCACUGAGUGAGCAAAAACACUACUUUUUAUAUAUUUUACUUAACUGCUACCUGGCUUAAUUUAACAAAAAGAACAAGUGUUCUUUUCAUAAUUGUUAUUUUUCUGGUAUUUAAACAAACAUUUAUAUUGGUGUGCCCAAUAAAAAUGAUAAAUUUAUAAGA